AGUGAGCGGGACCGGGCGCACUUGUGUUGUGUUAGUUAGUGGAGGUCGGCUGUGUCUGUGCGCUUGUUUCAUUUGUUGUUUUUUUUCUCGCUUGUGUAAAAUGGGAUUCUGACAGCAGCGGGGGCUGCGGGCGCCGCCGGCUCCUCCUGACCGGAAAAUGAAGCGUCUCUGUCGGAGGCUGGCGGUGGCCGUGGCGGUGCUGGUGUGGCUGGGAGCGCUGGUUUACCUGCUGGUGUUGAGCCGGAGGAAGCUGCCGGAGCUCGGUACCGGAGCGGGAGCAGGAGUAGCGGGAGGCGGAGAGACGGCGUACAACCAGAUUUCGGAUGCAGAGUGGGAGGACAUGUUGGAGGGCUUUGAUGAGCGGGGUUACCUGAGCGCUCGGCGCUGGAAGCCUGGUGACGACCCGUACACCCUGUACGCUUUCAACCAGAGAGAGAGCGAACGCAUCCCCAGCAACCGAGCCCUGAGAGAUACCAGACACUACAGGUACAAAGAAACCUUAAAAAACCUCACAAGAAAGAAACAUAAAACACCCCACAAACAUACAACACAGCACACAGAUACAGAAACUUACAUAGAAACAAGAGCACACGUGCACUGUCUGCACACAGAGAUCUCAUGCAACACUGAACACUUGUGUAGUGUGUAAGAUGUCAGGUGAGGUCGAGAAAAUGCAUAUCGUGUGUGGCAAACUUUAUCAGUAUAACCCGAGUAACACAGCAGUGUGCUGUGUUCAACCUGACCUCUGGAGGGAUAUGUUUAUUAUACACACACUCCACAGUGUGAUGUAUGAAUCUGUCAAAAGUGCACUGAAUAAAAAGGGAGCUUAUCAGUACACACACAAACCAAACUCCAGUAGCCUGCAGGCGUA
Stegastes partitus (bicolor damselfish) is the source of this 871-nucleotide messenger RNA. RefSeq names its product polypeptide N-acetylgalactosaminyltransferase 14-like. The record is from RefSeq and is a predicted model, not a curated record. Bases 158 to 649 code for a protein of 163 amino acids. NCBI's taxonomy places the organism in Eukaryota, Metazoa, Chordata, Actinopteri, Pomacentridae. The transcript is spliced from 2 exons.